Gadus chalcogrammus (walleye pollock) is the source of this 1843-nucleotide messenger RNA. RefSeq names its product protein shisa-8-like. Bases 1 to 1689 code for a protein of 562 amino acids. The record is from RefSeq and is a predicted model, not a curated record. Gene Ontology annotation, biological process: regulation of short-term neuronal synaptic plasticity; regulation of AMPA receptor activity. Gene Ontology annotation, cellular component: dendritic spine membrane; AMPA glutamate receptor complex; postsynaptic membrane. NCBI's taxonomy places the organism in Eukaryota, Metazoa, Chordata, Actinopteri, Gadiformes, Gadidae. The transcript has 5 exons.
AUGGUGGAGAAGGAGUGUCUCGCCAUCCGAUGGGCGGUCGGCGCCCUUCGUUACUACCUGCUGGGUUGCAUGUUCACCGUCUAUUCCGACCACGCCCCCCUCCAUUGGCUCCACCGCAUGAAGGAUGUCAACGCGAGGAUUACCCGGUGGUACCGCGUGUUGCAGCCCUUCAACUUCCGGGUCGUGCACAGGCCUGGGGCGCAGAUGGCCGUGGCGGACUUCCUCUCCCGUUCCGGGGGAGGGGGGGGGGAGGGAGUUGGCAGCCGGAUGUGCCCCCGGCCUCUGUCGGGCGGUGGGGGUGACCUCUCAGUCGUGACCACCCCCGUCAGCGACGACAACAAUGGCGAGCUGCUUUCGCCGCCGUCGCCCACCAAUCAGAUGCCGGCGCCCAGCGUCUUCGCGGUGGGAAGCGACGCCCCCUCGCCGGAGACGGGCCUCUCCACGCCCGCCAGCGGUGGCGACGGGGACGACGAGGACCUCCCGCCGUCUGGCGGCACCCGUUGCCAAGGUUACUACGACGUGAUGGGCCAGUGGGACCCGCCCUUCAACUGCAACGCGGGCGUCUUCCUGUACUGCUGCGGGACGUGCUUCUACCGCUUCUGCUGCCAAUUCCGCCAGCAGCGGCUGGACCAGAGCAUCUGCUCCAACUACGACACGCCCAUCUGGGCCAACACCGGCAAACCGGUGGCCGCCGUGACCGAGGGCCAGGGCGGCCAGGACAGCGACCGCACCCACCUCAUCGUGUACAUCAUCUGCGGCGUGGUGGCCGUCAUGGUGCUGGUGGGCAUCUUCACCAAGCUGGGCCUGGAGAAGAGCCGGGGGGCCGGGGGGGGCGCAGGCGGAGCAGCAGGAGGAGCAGGAGGGAUGGGGUACGCCCACCAUGACCUAAGCAACACCAGGACCCUGACGGAGCUGCUGCAGCAGCCCGGGGGCGAGGUGCCGUCGGCGGGCAGCGCGGCGGGCGGCUCCCCCACCGGCCGGAGGGCCAACGGAGCCUCCAAGAUGCUGCGCAGCCGCAGCGAGCAGUACCAUCUGAACAACUCGGCCUAUGGUCCAUUUGGCCCAGCUCUUCCCCACCCCCACAGUAACCACAGUCUGGCGCGACUUAACAAAUACACCUCACUGAAGGCCGUGGCGGACACGGCGGCGGGCCACUACUACAGGAGCUACCCGCUGAUGGACUUCUCUCAGUACCAAGCUUCAGCCGCGGCCCCCGACCCGCUACUGCGCAACACAGAGAAGUCCUUUCUCCACCCGGCUCCGCACGGCCAGCACCCCCCCCACACCCCGCUCUCCAUCUCCAUCCCCCCUGAUCAACUGGAGCACGCCCACCUGCCCAAGGCCACCUCCCACCCCGCCUCCAUCUCCAGCUCGGCUUUCAGAGCCUGGGAGCCGCACAGCCGGCAGGUCCAGAGGCAGGCGUCUGCGCCCGGCCGUGCCUCCAUCCCCUGCAGUGGGGUGUACCCCUCCUCCCGCAGGCAGGCCUACUCCACCAGGAGGCAGCAGAGCAUAGAGAACCUGCCCGAUCUGUUCACCCAGCCCUACGCCGGGGCCUACCGCGGGGGCAUGGUGGGGGGCCACGCUCAGCAGCAGGAGUACCAGGGGUCUGCUCAGCCCCCUUACUACCACCCCCACCACACCCGGCACAAGAGCUGCUCCACCCAUAGCAAGACGGAGGUGACUGUGUGAGGGGAGGAGGCUGGCACCACAGGGGGGCCGUCGCCGGAGGGCUAGCCCCUACAGGGGUGAUGAAAGAGAGUUGAUGGACGGAGAACCUCAAUGUUGAGGUACUGAAGCUAAAGAUAGCUGGCUAGUAGAGGACAGAAGGCACAGAAUGAGAGAU